UUCGCAGACUAUAACGUGCACACGUUCGCGUAUCUUCUAGUUAAAUCCACGUGCACUUCACGGCAUUAAAUUGUUACACAUCUGUAGCCUCUAAAUAGAUAAGAUACUCUUAGUACAUAUCCUUCAGUCCAAGAGACCUUUAGUGCAGCAAUAUGGCGUUGUCAGGCAUGUUGGCCCCAAAUUUGAAAGCAACGGAGAAGGUCGACUUCACAUCUGUUUUGAGGAACUUCAUCACAAGCUCGUACAAUGAUUCUCCGGGCGCACACGAUCAAGCGUUGGCAAGUAUCACGAAUAUGCGGAUGUCUGCAGCGCAAACAAUCCAUCCAGGUCUUGUUGGUGACAUCAUACGGUAUUGUCAACAGGCCGAAAAGCUCGCAGAGAAAUUUCCUAUGAAAGACACGUCGAAAAUUCUAGUUAACUUCGACUGGGAAGAUGCGUUUAAAGCCGGCAGAAAGCAUCGUAUG
This is a messenger RNA of Sphaeroforma arctica JP610, 464 nucleotides long. RefSeq lists its product as hypothetical. The record is from RefSeq and is a predicted model, not a curated record. NCBI's taxonomy places the organism in Eukaryota, Ichthyosporea, Ichthyophonida. The annotation marks the transcript as partial. The transcript is spliced from 3 exons.